AUGUCGCGAGUCGAAGAGCUUCCGGAUGACUUUGACGAGUCGCUCAACCUCAACGAUGUUCCUCCCGAGGUAAACCAGGGCCUUCCCCAACCCGGCUUCGAUGCCUUCGCACCCGGCAACGAUCUUCCCUUCCCGAUCAAUGAGGAGGGUCUAAAGGCGCGUCAAUCUGAUCCCAAUGCGCCUGAUCUACCACCGGCUAUUGCAGCCGUUCAAUCGCAUUCCAAGGAGGAGCUUUUCAAAAUGAUGAACCAGACUCCCCUAUUCAUGACCGAUAUUGAGAAUGCGGGUGACGAGAAUGGCGAAAACGUACUCUUGGACGCUCUGCAGGCUAUGCAGAACGAAGGUACCAAGGCUGAGGUCGCGCAAACCUUCAAGGAACAGGGUAACGAAGCCGUAUCGGAGCUUCGAUGGAUUGAUGCCAAGGAGUUCUAUACCAAGAGUAUUGCUGUCAUCUAUGCCAAGGUCGACAAGUGGGAAAAGCCUGAGGACCCCAAGGCCGAUGCGGCAUUGUUGCGCAAGCUGGAAGAGGUGUCGCACAUCAACCGAGCCCUGUGCAACCUGGAACUAGGAAACUACCGCGCCUGUACCCUCGACUGUGCUGCCGCCCUCAAGGUGAACCCCAAGAACGUAAAAGCCUUCUACCGCUCAUCCAUGGCCCUGUUCAAGCUCGACAAGAUCGCCGAAGCUGAGGAUGCCGCAAACCGUGGUCUGGCCAUUGACCCAGAAAACAAGUCCCUUAAAACCGUCUCCCAAAAGAUUGCCGAGCGCAAGGCCGCGGUGGAGCGUGCAGCCGCCAGGAAGAAGGCAGAGGAAGAAAGGCUGCGCAAGCAGAACAUGGUUCUAAGCACCGCUCUGCGCGCCCGCCAAAUCAGAACCCGCAAGACCGAACAGCCCCCCGAUAUGGAAGAUGCCAAGAUCAGACUCGUUCCCGAUCCUCUGUCGCCGGAGAGCACUGUCGAGUUCCCAGCUGUUUUCUUGUACCCAAUCGAGGCACAAUCUGACUUUAUCAAGUCGUUCUCUGAGAUGAACUCCAUUACGGAUCACCUGGAGUACAUUUUCCCUCUGCCUUGGGAUACCAAGAAGGAAUACAACAUCAACAAUGUUGAAUGCUUCAUGCAAACCGUCUCUGGUGGUUUGAUCAAGGCCGGCAAGAAGCUGCCUUUGCUGCAGAUCCUCUCUGGUGGCAAGGUCGAGGUUGUGGAUGAGCUUGUCAGCAUCUUCAUUGUGCCUCUCUCGAAGACUGGCAAAUUCAUUGCAGAGAUGAAAGCUCCUCUUGAUCGCCGCUGGCUUUCAGUGGAAGUCCAGAUGCAGACCAACUAUCAUACCUCUGGCGGAAGUUAA
Penicillium arizonense is the source of this 1341-nucleotide messenger RNA. Its product is annotated as HSP70/90 family co-chaperone CNS1. Gene Ontology annotation, molecular function: Hsp90 protein binding. Gene Ontology annotation, biological process: protein folding. NCBI's taxonomy places the organism in Eukaryota, Fungi, Ascomycota, Eurotiomycetes, Eurotiales, Aspergillaceae. The transcript has 4 exons. The coding region runs from base 1 to 1341 and encodes 446 amino acids. The record is from RefSeq and is a predicted model, not a curated record.